Stomoxys calcitrans (stable fly) is the source of this 936-nucleotide messenger RNA. RefSeq lists its product as uncharacterized. Bases 1 to 936 code for a protein of 311 amino acids. The record is from RefSeq and is a predicted model, not a curated record. Gene Ontology annotation, cellular component: nucleus. Lineage: Eukaryota; Metazoa; Arthropoda; Insecta; Diptera; Muscidae. The transcript is spliced from 4 exons.
AUGGAAAAGAAAAUCGUAAAAAAAUCUACACCCCAGCAGCUACAAGAGCUGGUCAAAGCCAUGAUGGAGGAUUCGGAUUUGGCCAAGGGUAUUCCAGUAUUUGGAGGGUCCAAAUAUACAGUGGAUGAGAAGUGGAAAACCAUUACCACAAAAUUAAACAUGCAUGGCCCUCCUAUGCGUACCACAGCCGAGUGGAGAAAGACUUGGGCGGACUUAAAAUCGCGCACCAAAAAGAAACUGAUGGAUAAUAAAAAGAGCUUGGAAGCUACAGGUGGUGGCGAAUAUGCUUUCUGUGCCCUAACAGAAUUGGAGGAGAUGGUAGACCGUGCUAUAUCAGCCACUAGAUCUGCGGUUCCGACCGGUGCUAAGUACGGCUUUUGUUCUCAACAACCCAUAAUGGUUGAAGAAGACAUUGUAGAGUGCUUCACACCUUAUGUAGCGUCACCGCCGCGUAGCAACAAAGAUGUGGCUGUAAAUACGCCAAAAAGAAACGGGGUACCUGAUUGUAGUAAAAAAAAUUAUCAGGUUGUGCCCACAAACUACAGUUUACACACAAGCGGAAUGGCUACCACUAUUACAGAUACCACCGCCCCAUCUAGCACCCCCGCAGCUACCACCGUCCCAUAUAGCACCGCACGACCUAGUACCGCCCCAUUCAGUACCGCCCCAUCCAACGCCGCCCCAUCCAGCGCCGCCCCAUCCAGAACCGCCUCAUAUAGCACCGCCCCAUUUAGCACCGCCUCAUUUAGCACCGCACCAUCUAACACCGUCCCAUCUAGCACUGCCCCAUCUAACAGUGCCGCUGCUACUAUGGCGAAGAAGCGGAGAAUGGAUGAUGAUAAUGACGUUGAGUUGGUUAUGGUUGAUGAUAAUGAAGUUGUGGUGAUGCUGAUAAUAACGAUGAUUUUUAUGGCAAUAAUUAAAAUAAUGAAAUGA